AAUCCCGAGUUUUGUGUGCCCAGCAACGGCUCAGCCCUCCAUUUUUGUCUAAAAUUCCAAAAAAGAUAUUUAUUUUUUUUCACGUUUAAUCUCAACCCUUUAUCGCCUCUGCUAUGAUUCACAUAUAGAAUCUCUGGUUUUAUCUUCCUGCUUUCGGCUUUUACCUAAACCUUUUCUUCUGGUCGUCUCCGUUUCUAAAUUCUUGUGGGAAGAAUCAAUUUCUUCUCAUUUUUUUUCUAAAGAAACAGCCCACUACUUAGGUUGAUUGUUGUUUUUAGAUUUGUUUAUUUACUUUCAUGGAGGAUUUGAUGGUAAUGGCGUGGAGGUUUUGGAGAACAUUUCUUAUUAGAUAGCGUUUUUUUCUUCAUCCAAGUCUUCGGAUGAUAUCGAUUUCUAUGAAGAUCAGGUGCGCAGCCUAUUGAAGCUCCAAAAUAGACCAAUUCGUGGUUUGAGGGUUUGAGGCAGGUGGGGUUUCUUUAUUUGACGAAAUCAUCUUACCCUCUUUGUAUAAAAUAACCUAAACCACCAAACCUCGCUCCCCCAUUUUCUUGAUCUAUUGGAAUAGCCCCAAGAAAUGUUUGGGACUCAAAGCAAAAGAGAUAUUGCUCUUGAAUUGCAAGCUCAGAUUCCAGUUCUAAGGCCGAGCAUCCAUGCGAGGAGGGCGAAUAUCACAGUUAAGUUUCAAGAUCUAUAUGGGUUCACAGUGGAAGGCAAUGUGGAUGAUGUUAAUGUGUUGAAUGAAGUGAGGGAAAAGGUUAGGCAACAGGGUCGUGUCUGGUGGGCAUUGGAGGCCAACAAAGGCGCUAAUUGGUACUUGGAACCCUCUGUUUCUGAAGGGAUUGCUCUCAAAUCUUCUCUCAAAUUGUCCACUCUUGCUAAUGCCAUCACUUUGAAGAAGUUGAUUAGGAAGGGGAUUCCUCCUGUUCUUCGCCCUAAGGUUUGGUUCUCCUUAUCCGGAGCUGCGAAGAAGAAAUCCACUGUUCCUGAGAGCUAUUACAAUGAUUUAACCAAGGCUGUUGAAGGGAAAGUCACGCCUGCAACUAGGCAGAUUGAUCAUGACUUGCCGCGUACUUUUCCUGGUCAUGCUUGGUUAGACACUCCAGAAGGUCAUGCUGCUCUUCGACGUGUUCUUGUUGGGUAUUCCUUCCGGGAUUCGGAUGUUGGAUACUGUCAGGGCUUAAACUAUGUUGCUGCAUUGUUAUUGCUUGUGAUGAAAACAGAAGAAGAUGCUUUUUGGAUGCUAGCUGUUCUCUUAGAAAAUGUUUUAGUUAGUGACUGUUACACGACCAACUUGUCAGGAUGUCAUGUCGAGCAAAGGGUGUUCAAAGAUUUACUUACCAAGAAGUGUCCCAGGAUAGCUACCCAUUUGGAAGCUUUGGAUUUUGAUGUCUCCCUUGUCGCUACGGAGUGGUUCCUCUGUCUUUUCUCGAAAAGCCUACCUUCUGAGACGACUCUACGUGUUUGGGACGUCCUUUUCUACGAGGGGGCAAAAGUAUUGUUUCAUGUGGCUUUGGCUAUCUUUAAGAUGAAGGAAGACGAGUUACUCGUAACCCAUCAUGUGGGAGAUGUGAUUAAUAUUCUACAAAAAACUACACAUUACCUAUUUGAUCCCGACGAUCUACUGACGGUAGCAUAUGACAAGAUCGGAUCGAUGACUACGAACACCAUAUCAAAGCAUAGGAAAAAGCAAGAACCAGCAGUUAUGGCCGAGCUGGAUCAGAGAUUGAGGCGACUAAAUUCCCAAGUGAACGACAAAGAACAUCAUCCAUUCCCUCCCGUCAAAUCGAGCUGAUCAAACUAUAAAAUUAUAGCUAUAUUUAAUGGGAGAAUACAAGACUCCCCUGCCUGAGAGAGAGAGAGAGGAAGUAAAAAAAACAACAACAGAGCAUCUGUUUUUUCUAUGGUGUUUGUUUGUAGCUUUAUAAAUGUAAAUUACAAAGAAUCAAUACUUUCUAUAUACUGUUAAUUACACUGAAACAGAGCAUUGUGGGUUCCCCAUGCUCUGUAAUUUCUGGUCUGAUGUAAUGAGUUAUCUGUGAAUGGAAUCAGAUUUGUUUCA
Molecule: messenger RNA, 2059 nt
Organism: Cucurbita maxima (winter squash)
Lineage: Eukaryota; Viridiplantae; Streptophyta; Magnoliopsida; Cucurbitales; Cucurbitaceae
Product: growth hormone-regulated TBC protein 1-like
Exons: 7
Coding region: 575-1792 (405 amino acids)
Source: RefSeq, a predicted model, not a curated record